Boleophthalmus pectinirostris (great blue-spotted mudskipper) is the source of this 5195-nucleotide messenger RNA. RefSeq names its product complement C3-like. The record is from RefSeq and is a predicted model, not a curated record. The coding region runs from base 46 to 4998 and encodes 1650 amino acids. NCBI's taxonomy places the organism in Eukaryota, Metazoa, Chordata, Actinopteri, Gobiiformes, Gobiidae. Gene Ontology annotation, molecular function: protein binding; endopeptidase inhibitor activity. The transcript has 43 exons. Gene Ontology annotation, cellular component: extracellular region.
GCCCAUCCUGAGUGAGUUCUGCACUGGAGCAGGUCUGAGCUGAAUAUGAGGAGGACUGUGCUGUGGCUUUUGGCCUCUCUGGGCCUGGUCUGUUUCACCGCUGUCACUGAUGCUGCCCAACUAAUGGUAAUGUCUGCCCCAAACCUGCUGCGUGUGGGAACAGUAGAAAACAUAUUUGUAGAGUGUCAGGACUGUGCUGGACAUGCACCCAUGACUGUGACAAUCUCUGUCUGGAACUUUCCAACAAAAAACACACAAUUCAAGUCCACAACUGUGCAACUUGAUGCGGCCAACAAAUACCAAGCUCUUGCAGAACUUGUGAUCCCCCCAAACAAUUUUAACAAGGAUCCUACAGUCAAACAAUUCGUGUACCUACAAGCAGCGUUCCCAGGAUACACUUUGGAGAAGGUGGUCUUAAUCUCGUUUCAAUCGGGAUACUUGUUCAUUCAAACAGACAAGACCCUGUACACCCCUGAAAGUACUGUUAAUUUCAGGAUUUUUGCUCUGACACCGGGCAUGAAACCAAUAACGCAAGAUGAGGCAACAGGUCAGCGUGUCUCUGUUGCUGUGGAGAUUGUGACACCUGAGGACGUUGUCAUCCCACUGGAUCCUGUCUCACUAACUUCUGGGAUGCACACUGGGUCAUACAAUCUUGGUGAACUAAUCAGUGUUGGCCAAUGGAAAAUUGUGGCCCGCUUGCAAAGCAACCCCCAGGAAACUUACUCUGCAGAGUUUGAAGUAAAAAAAUAUGUGCUGCCCAGUUAUGAAGUGAAGCUGACAUCUGAGAGUCCUUUCUACUAUUAUGACACUGAGUCUUUCAGAAUCAACGUUAAAGCCACUUAUUUGUUUGGAAAAGAAGUCGACGGCAUGGCCUAUGUUGUGUUUGGAGUCAUGAAAGAUGGAAAUAGAAAAGUCUUCCCUUCCUCACUGCAAAGAAUACCGAUUUCUGAGGGUAAGGGAGAGGCCACCCUGGAAAAGCAGCACAUCCUCAAUAUUUUCCCAAACAUCGACGAUCUGGUUGGAGGAUCUUUAUUUGUGACAGCCAUGGUGUACACAGAAAGCGGAAGUGAAAUGGUUGAAGGAGAGUUAAGAAACAUGCAAAUUGUUAGAACACCGUACUUCAUCAACUUUGAUAAAACACCUAAAUAUUUCAAGGCCGGGAUGUCAUUUCCUGUCACGGUUACUGUUACUAACCCUGAUAAGAGUCCAGCAGAGGGCGUCCCAGUCGUGGUGGAGCCCGGUACUGUCCACGGCACCACUCGUUCCAAUGGCAGGACCACCCUCAGUGUCAACACCAGGGCAACUGAUACAGUUCUGACCAUCAGUGCAAAGACCAAUGAUAACCGCUUGCCCGCUGAAAGACAGAAAACAGCAUCAAUGGUGGCCAGACGUUAUGAAACAACAAGCAGAAAUUACAUUCACAUAACUGUAUUGUCAACAGAUGUUAGGUUAGGAACUGAUCUUAAUGUCCAUCUAAGCUUAAAUGGUGCAACCCAACAAUUUGAAAUUACAUAUCUGAUCUUGAGUAGGGGCCAGCUGGUCGACUUUGGGAGACAACUUUCAGUUGGUCAAGUGACUCUUGCUGUAAAUAUCCCGGUUACCAAAAAAAUGCUACCAUCAUUUCGCCUCAUUGCGUACUACCAUCCUACUCCCACUGAGGUGGUGUCCGACUCUGUUUGGGUAGAUGUCGAUGACUCUUGUAUGGGCACGCUGAAGCUAGAACCAAAGAGACUGUUCCCGUCGUACGAGCCACGGAGGACAUUUGAGAUGACGGUCACUGGAGACCCGGGCGCCACCGUGGCAAUGGUGGCUGUGGACAAAGGUGUUUACGUCCUGAACAACAAACACAUCCUCACACAGAAAAAGGUGUGGGAGAUUGUGGAGAAGGCAGACACCGGCUGCACUCCAGGUGGAGGAAGAAACAGCAUGGGCGUGUUUUUUGAUGCAGGGCUAAUGUUUCAAACAAGCACAGCAUCUGGGACUGACGCCAGACAAGAGGUGAAAUGCUCUGCUCCUGCGAGGAAAAAGCGAUCGAGCACUUUGGUUGAUGUCAUGACCACUAUGGCUAGUGUAUACAAGGACCCUCUGGAGCGUGACUGCUGUUUGGAUGGCAUGAAGCCCACCCACCUUUCGUACGACUGUGCAACGCGGAAACUCUACAUCACCGAUGGUGCUGCUUGUGAGAAUGCCUUCCUGUACUGCUGUGAGGAGCUAGCCAAGCAACGCAGCGAACUCAAGCAGAACAACCUCAUUCUGGCCCGCAGUGAGAGUGACGACAGUUACAUGGACAGCAAUGAAAUUCUUUCUCGGACAAAAUUUCCAGAAAGUUGGGAGUGGGUUACCUUCAAAAUUCCUCAGUGUGCUGGGAAACAAACUUGUGAAAUUGACAGGCGCAUUCCCUUAAAAGACUCCAUCACAACUUGGGUGUUUACUGGCAUUAGUCUAUCUGAAAAUACUGGUAUCUGUGUUGGAAAGCCUUUGGAUGUUAUUGUAUUUAAACCGUUUUUCUUAGACCUCAAACUUCCUUAUUCUGCCGUGGUUGGAGAACAAAUUGAAAUUAGAACGAUUAUACAUAACUACCUUCAGGAUCCUAUCACUGUGCGUAUUGAACUCAUCGAACACCCAGAUGUUUGUAGUGCAGCAUCAAAGCGGGGCAAAUAUGUGCAGGAGGUUAAAGUGGGAGUCUCUACCACUCGCGCAGUGUUCUUUACUAUUAUUCCCAUGAAAGAAGGUCAAUUAAACAUUGAAGUUAAAGGCGCGGUGAAAGACUCAUGGCACAGUGACGGAGUUGUGAAGCAAUUACUGGUUGUGCCAAAUGGUGUUCUGACUAAAGUACAUAAGAUUGUUGACAUAAACCCACAAGGUCGCACACAAGAAGAAACGAUCAACAAUCCAAUUGAUAAAACUGAAAUGGUUCCACAUACUCCAUCAAGUGCCAAAGUUUUUGUGUCAGGCAGGGAGCAGAUGAAUGCCCUGGUGGACAAUGUCCUUGGUGUAUCAUCCACCAUGGGCAACCUGAUCACUCAGCCCUCUGGCUGUGGGGAGCAGAACUUGAACAGAAUGGCUAAUCCUGUCAUUGCCACAACAUAUUUGGACAAAACCAAUCAAUGGGCAGCAGUGGGUGUGGACAAUCGUAAAAAGGCUCUCGACUAUAUUAAAACUGGCUACCAAAAUGAAAUGGAAUAUGCUAAAAGUGACGGAUCCUUUGCUGUAUAUAGAGGUUAUGAAAGCAGCACAUGGUUGACUGCCUUUGUAGUCAAAGUAUUUUCCAUGGCCUACAAUCUAGUGUAUAUAGACAGCAAUGUAAUCUGUAGAGCAACACAAUGGCUGAUCUUGAACUCGCAGAGGCCUGACGGCAUGUUCACAGAUGUUGGAUUUCUCUUCCACAGACACUUUACAGUAGGCUCUCUGUCAAAAGAUAAUGAUGUCGCCAUGACGGCUUUCUGUCUCAUUGCGCUGCAGGAGUCCAGACCAAUAUGUGGUGGCAGAGUAAAUAGUUUAUCUAACGCUAUAUCCAAGUCUGUGGCAUACUUGGAGCGGCGCCUUCCGCAUCUCAUCAACCCGUAUACAGUCGCCAUUACAUCAUAUGCUCUGGCCAAUGAAAACAGGCUUAAUUAUCAGAUUCUAUACAGAUUUGCUUCUCCAGACAGGACCCACUGGAUCUCACCUCAGGGACACACUUACUCACAGGAGGCAACUGCUUAUGCUCUUUUGGCUCUUGUCAGACGCGGAUAUCUACAGGACGCUCGACCCAUUGUGAGAUGGUUCAAAAAACAGCAGGAGUCAGGUGGUGGAUAUGGAUCAACACAGGCCACGGUGAUGGUGUACCAGGCACUGUCAUCGUACUGGACUGUGGCUCAAGAACCAGACUAUAACCUGGAUGUGGAGCUGAAGGUCUCAGGACGUGCUGCUCCUUACAGUUUCAGAUUCUCCAGAGACAACCAGCACACCACCAGGACAUCUAAGAACUUUGCAGUUGAUGAAAAUGUGAAACUGAUUGCCAAAGGCACAGGAGAAGCAACUCUGAUCCUGCUCACACAGUAUUAUGCUGUUCCCAAAGAAACUGUGAGUGACUGUACAAAGUUCAACCUCACACUGAACUUCGAAAAGGAUGAUGACAGGGACAAAGAUAUUUACAAGCUGACAAUUGAAUUUUUCUUCAAGAAUGAAGAAGAAGAUGCGUCUAUGUCGAUCUUGGAUAUUUCUUUACCCACUGGCUUUAUGCCUGUACAAAGAGAUUUAGAUGCUUUGUCUGAAGGCCGAGCUCGUGUCAUCGCCCAGUGGGAGUUCAACAAGGCUCUGUCAGAGAAGGGCUCCCUCAUUCUCUACAUGAACAAGGUUUCUCACAAUCGAACUGAGAUGCUGCCCAUCAGAAUGGAAAAGACUUUCGAAGUGGGCGUUUUACAGCCUGCCUCUGUGUCUAUAUAUGAAUACUAUGAUGAAACAAAAUGUGUAAAGUAUUAUCAUCCACAACGGAAAGAUGGUCAGAUCUUGAGGCGCUGCAAAGGCGAUGAAUGCCAAUGUGCUGAAGUAAACUGUAGCAUGCAAAAGAAGGGCAAUAUCAACAACAGGGACCGCAUUGGAAAGGCCUGUGAAUCUACUCUGACCAGCAGGAUUGAUUAUGUGUACACUGCCGUUCUGGAAGAAGCACAGUACCAUGUUUCCUUUGACACCUACAUCAUGCGAAUUGAGAGAGUCAUCAAAGAGGGAUCAAAUGACAAGAAUGCUGAAGGUAACCUGCGCAGUUUCCUCAGUUUCCCGCACUGUAGAGAGAGUUUAGAUCUACAGGUAAAUAAAGGAUACCUUAUAAUGGGAACAGACGAGGACACACUGCACAAUGCAAAGAGUCAGACAUUUGAGUAUUUGCUUGGUGAAAGGACGUGGAUUGAGCACUCGCCCAGAGGAGAAGAGUGCCAAAUGGAAGAAUACAGACCCACCUGUUUCGGCAUAGAAUCCCUUAUUGAGAAGUAUGAGUCACAUGGCUGUUUUAAUAAGUAAGAUUAAUGUCUGAUGUGUUUCUGUAAGUCAGUACAAUACAAGGAACAAUAAGCAUAUUAUAUACAAUAAAAUACAUGGUUGCUUGCAUUGUAACACAGUGAUCAAUGUGAAAAUCAAUAUAUUAAAAGAAGUUAAGUUCAGUUAGAAAUUGGUGUACUGUGGCUUUUAUAAACGACUGCAAAUAUAUGUGCUGUUUG